AUGAGGCUUCUGAUGGUCUCCGUUGUCUUUGCUUCGAAGGCGUUCUCCAAGGCAGAGGACUCUUCCGCAAGGUCGACAGACAACAUCUUCAAGAAGUUCCUGGAGGUUGCAGUGAAGGACGAGCAUAGCAGGCUUGCAGUCUCCAAGGACAAGAAGCACGGCGUGCCCCAUAUCCAGGACAUAGAGCAUCCUAACCAGAGGAAGAAAACCGUGAUAGUUGUGGAGGAGGACUCCGAUAAGAAAAGCGUGAUCCUGAAUCCAAAGGUGGGACAGAAGAUAACCGGCAUCGACGGUGAAGCCGACAAGAAGAAGAGGCUGCCUCCAAAGCACAAGGACCCUAGGGCAACCGAAGACACCCCAAAGCCAGAAAUCCAAUCUGAGCUUACAUUUGAAACGCCCAUCUCUGCAUCAUUCCUUCUCAAGCCUCUGGAACCGAAGAAGGAAGUUUCUUUCACCCAGGUCGAGAUCAAGGAGGUAAAGGAAGAGCUUAAGGCUCUGGAGCGGAUCUCGAAGGAUCUGGAGUCUCUAAAAGGCCGGUUCCAAUCAACCUUCAGGAGGAUUCUGAGCCCAGAAAAGGAAGAAAAGGGCCCAAAGCCCCCCACAGACCUCCUGAACUAUAACUUCAUAGAGGUCACAGAGACAGGGCAGCAGGAGAAAAAGUGA
This is a messenger RNA of Encephalitozoon cuniculi GB-M1, 663 nucleotides long. RefSeq lists its product as uncharacterized. NCBI's taxonomy places the organism in Eukaryota, Fungi, Microsporidia, Unikaryonidae. The record is from RefSeq and is marked provisional. The transcript has a single exon. Bases 1 to 663 code for a protein of 220 amino acids.